Molecule: messenger RNA, 2072 nt
Organism: Sorex araneus (European shrew)
Lineage: Eukaryota; Metazoa; Chordata; Mammalia; Eulipotyphla; Soricidae
Gene: TAL1
Product: TAL bHLH transcription factor 1, erythroid differentiation factor
Exons: 6
Coding region: 843-1832 (329 amino acids)
Biological process (GO): regulation of transcription by RNA polymerase II
Molecular function (GO): RNA polymerase II cis-regulatory region sequence-specific DNA binding; protein dimerization activity; DNA-binding transcription factor activity, RNA polymerase II-specific
Source: RefSeq, a predicted model, not a curated record
UUUUCCUUACGCAAUAUACAGAAAUGCGCGAGGCGGUGGUUGGUUUUCAUUUCUUCUUCGUGGUUGUGUGCAUGCGGUGAGAUUGUGCGAGUGCGUGCGCGCGCCGUGGGCCAUGUCCGCGGCUCGCCGGUGCGGUCCCCUCGCAGGGAGGCGGCGUGUCCGCGUGCUCUGGUGUCCGCGCGGGGUCGGUGCGCGGAUCGGGGUGCCUCGGGCCCCUUCUGCGUUUUCCUCGUCGUCGGUGCUGGUGCACCGUGGCCUUCUCGACGUGGAUCUGGCGCUGUGCGUUUGGGCCGUGUGCUCUUGGCGCGGCUCGUCUUUGCUGCGGUUCGUUGUUGAGCCGGGCGAGUGCACUCGCCGCGGAAUCGGCUUGUGCGCGCGAGAGCGCUGGCCUUGGAUUUCGUUGUGCCGCGGUGGGCAGUGCGGACCUCGCCAGGCUUGAAGCCAACCGAGCAGCGCUCGCCGCCCAAGCCCGCGCCUUCAAGCUGGGGGCCGCCGACUUCGGUUCCCGCCACACCCGGGCUGCGUCCAUUUCUGCCCACUCCUGUCUGGCAGCAGCCAGCUCUGUUCUGGGACCGAAGCUCCAGCCUGACCCGGAUUCGGAGCAAACCGCGUAGACACGUCCGUGGUUGGGAAACAGACUCAGCCUCGCUGAUCCAGACAGAUCCGUGCUGCAGGGUCUCACGCUAUUCCAGGCGGUGGGCCACGGGUGGCCACGGUCCGAGCCUGGCUAUUCCUGAUUGGUCAGGUGUGGGGUCUUUUUAUGGGAGGGGGUGGGGGAAGCUCCACACCUGCAGGCUGGGCCAGAAAGCUGUUUACCAUUCCCUGGACUGGUUGGCGAGGACAUGAGGAUGACGGAGCGGCCGCCGAGCGAGGCGGCCCGCAGUGACCCCCCGCUCGAGGGACGGGACGCGGCCGAGGUCCGCAUGGCCCCCCCGCACCUGGUCCUGCUCAACGGCGUCGCCAAGGAAACGAGCCGCGCGACCCCCGCGGAACCCCCGGUCAUCGAGCUGGGCGCUCGCGGCGCGGGGGGCGGCCCAGCCAGCGGGGGCGGCUCAGCGCGGGACACCAAGAGCCGCGAGGCGGCAGCGGCCGAAGCGCGCCAUCGGGUGCCGGUACCCACCACCGAGCUGUGCCGCCCUCCCGCGCCCGCGCCCGCGCCCGCGCCCACCGAGCUGCCCCCCGACGGCCGCAUGGUGCAGCUAAGCCCGCCCGCGCUCGCCGCGCCCGCGGGCCCGGGCCGCGCGCUGCUCUACAGCCUGGGCCAGCCGCUGGCGUCGCUCGGCAGUGGUUUUUUUGGGGAGCCUGAUGCCUUCCCUAUGUUUGCCACCAACAACCGAGUGAAGAGGAGACCCUCCCCCUACGAGAUGGAGAUCACGGAUGGCCCCCACACCAAAGUCGUGCGGCGCAUCUUCACCAACAGCCGGGAGCGCUGGCGGCAGCAGAACGUGAACGGGGCCUUCGCGGAGCUGCGCAAGCUCAUCCCCACCCACCCUCCGGACAAGAAGCUCAGCAAGAACGAGAUCCUCCGCCUGGCCAUGAAGUACAUCAACUUCCUGGCCAAGCUGCUCAACGACCAGGAGGAGGAGGGCAGUCAGCGCGCCAAGCCCGGCAAGGACCCCGGUGUGGGGGCGGGCGGAGGGGGCGGGGCCGGGGGCGGCGCGCCCCCUGACGACCUCCUGCAGGACGUGCUCUCCCCCAACUCCAGCUGCGGCAGCUCCCUGGACGGGGCGGCCAGCCCGGACAGCUACACAGAGGAGCCGGCGCCCAAGCACACGGCCCGCGGCCUCCAUCCCGCCUUGCUGCCUGCCGCGGACGGAGCAGGUCCCCGGUGAUGGGCCCCCGGACUGGCCAGGCGGGUGUCCCAGGCCUGUGGGCCCCGGGGCUUCGGGACAGGUGGGCUGAGAACUGGACAACCCUGAGGCAGGGCAGUGAACUUGAGCUUUCCUUGAUGGUUAAACUUCCGGAAGCCCUCCGCCCCCUGCAGCUGGCCGCCCCAUUUCUAGCCUUGGUAGGAGACUGGAAGGACGGAGCAAAGUGGUACUUUCAUGACGACGACGGCACGGUCUUGCCCC